Molecule: messenger RNA, 1770 nt
Organism: Polypterus senegalus (gray bichir)
Lineage: Eukaryota; Metazoa; Chordata; Cladistia; Polypteriformes; Polypteridae
Product: sodium- and chloride-dependent GABA transporter 2-like
Exons: 14
Coding region: 1-1770 (589 amino acids)
Biological process (GO): sodium ion transmembrane transport
Cellular component (GO): membrane
Source: RefSeq, a predicted model, not a curated record
AUGGAUGACACUUCACUACAGCUUAAUAAGUGCAACACUGAAGCAGAGACUAAAGAGAACAAGAGAAGCCAGUGGGCGAAGAAAGCCGAAUACUUUCUGGCUGUUGCUGGAAACAUUGUGGGCCUGGGAAACGUCUGGAGGUUUCCUUACCUGUGCUACAAGAAUGGAGGAGGGGUCUUCUUAGUUCCCUAUUUGUUUUUCAUGCUCACCUGUGGCGUCCCCCUUUUCCUCUUGGAAACAGCAUUGGGACAGUACACCCGUAAAUCUGGAAUCAUCUCCUGGAGGAACAUCUGCCCGCUCUUUGAAGGUAUUGGAUAUGCAGGCCUGAUGAUUAUCAUUUACACAGCCAUCAUGUACAUCAUCAUCCUGGCCUGGGCACUCUUCUAUCUUUUCCACUCCUUUAGCAAAGUGCUACCCUGGGCCAGCUGCAGUAACACAUGGAAUACAGCCACCUGCGAGGAGUUUCACAAGGGUAGCCUUUCUACCAACUGGACGAAACUGGAGAAUGCCACCUCACCAGCACUGGAAUUCUGGGACAGACGGGUGCUGAACAUCUCUGGAGGGAUUGACGAACUGGGAAGCCUGAACUGGGAGAUGGCAUUGUGCCUCCUGCUCGCCUGGAUUAUCUGUUACUUCUGUGUCUGGAAGGGAGUGAAAUCCGUAGGCAAGGUGGUGUAUUUUACGGUCUCAUUCAUUUACAUGAUGCUGAUCAUCCUCUUGGUGCGAGGACUCACUCUCCCUGGGGCCAAGGAUGGCAUUAUUUACUACUUGUAUCCGGAGCCAUCUCGACUUGCAGACCCUCAGGUCUGGAUGGAUGCUGGAACUCAGAUUUUCUUCUCUUAUGCUAUUUGCCUUGGCAGUCUGGUAACCCUCAGCAGUUACAACAAGUACACAAAUGACUGCUACAAGGACUGCAUUCACCUGUGCCUGUUGAACAGUGGAACAAGUAUCUUGGCUGGCUUUGCUGUUUUUUCUACACUGGGCUUCAUGGCUUAUGAACAAGGUGUGCCCAUCGAUGAAGUGGCAGAGUCUGGUCCAGGCCUCAUCUUUAUUGUGUACCCAUAUGCCAUCUCCAUGAUGCCUCUUCCUCAACUGUGGACCUUCUGCUUGUUUCUCAUGAUUUUUCUUCUUGGACUGGACACUCAGUUUACGAUUCUUGAAAUCAUCAUGGCCACUACCAAGGACAUGUUUGCUCAUCUGCUACAAAAGGAAAGACGUUUACAGUGUCUACUGCUGUUCAUCUGUAUUUCUCUUUACAUACUAGAGCUCCCAAUGAUCUCAGAGGGUGGAGUAUACAUUUUCCAGAUCAUCGACUACUAUGGGUGCAGUGGGAGAUGUUUUCUGUUCAUCGCAAUCUUUCAGAGCAUUUGCAUUGGCUGGGUUUAUGGUGCUGAUCGCUUUUAUGACAACAUUGAAGAAAUGAUAGGCUAUCGUCCCGGACCAUUCAUUAAGUACUGCUGGAUUAUCUUCACACCUGUCAUUUGCAUUGGCACUUUUAUAUUCUCUCUGGUGGAUUACACCCCAUUGAAAUACAACAACACCUACAUGUAUCCAACAUGGGGGUAUGUCCUGGGAUGGAUCUUAAGUCUCUCUUCUAUUAAUUUCAUGCCACUUUGGAUGCUUUUCAGACUUUUUUGGGCAAAAGGAACGCUUUGUGAGCGUUUCCACUCACUUUGUAAAUCCAGACUUCAGCAAAGCAGGAGUAAAAUCCGAGUCAGAAUGGAUGCCACAGAGCUGUAUCUGCGAUGUGAAGAAAAUGAAAAACAAUGA